GGCCUAAGCUUCUCGGUCGGUCGGCAACUCGGUUCGACUGCAAAAAUACUCAUCUUGACGCCAGCUUGUGCGCCUCAGCACCUCAGCUUGCCUGCGCAUUGGUGUCGGGGAUUGGAAUUCGGUCCAAGCACGAGACGUGCGCGCAUCCGAACUCGACGUCGCAUAGUUGCGCGAAGGCUCGCUGGGCCGCUAACCCACUUUCUUGGCCGCGGAGAGAAUAAAGGCGCUUGAAGACGAACCCGGGAGCCAGCGGGAACGACCCGCUGUCGCAAGAAACGCUCCUUAUCCCCACUGGGUCGCCCACUGCAGCAAGGGCAUUUGAUCCCGAGUCGAUACGCAAACGGCACCCGAGCAAGCGAAACACCACAAAAGCACCCCCUCCCGACUAUUAGCCCAUUUGUCUGGCCCACCAUGGCGGACUCGCAAUCAGGACAGCAAGACCAGCGGUCCUCUGGGCUCUUGCUUAAUCUCUCCUCGAACAACCCCUUCCGCAACCGCGCCGUGUCGCCCGUUGGCCCGCAAAGCCCGGCUUCUCCUUUCGACGACCCGCCUCCGCGGCCGCUUUCGCGCAACCCGUUUCUCGACCCCGCUAUCGCCGGCCGGUCCAGCUUCUCGGACAUCCGAUCCGCCUCGGAAGCCAUGUCUUUGGAUAAGCGGCCGUCUCUCACGGCCGAUGAAAUAUUCGGUUCCUUGAGUCUGGAAGACUCGUCAUCCAAAUCGGCUGCGCCGCCGAGGCCGGAUGGUGCGAAACCACCGGCACCUCCGAUGGGCCACCGUGGACCGCCCCCUCCAAACCGUGAUGGAUUGCCGCCACCCAACCGGAGGGGCCCGCCGCCGAAUCACCGUCCCACCCGAUCGCAGGAAGAGGCUCUGCGUGCUAGGAGGACGCAAGAAAAGGGCGACCGAUCCGACCGUCCGGAUCCUUCUCGCUCCCCCCAGCGGCGCCCUGAGAGGCGGCCGCGCAGGAACUCGGACUCGUCCAUCGUGGAUGCCGACAGGAUCAUGACGGAGGAGGAGAAAAAGCAACGCGAACAGAGGCGGCGCGAGCGCGAACGCCGACACCGCGAGAACAGGGAUAAGAAGCCUGUCAACCGCAAGCUUGACAUCAUUGACCAGCUGGACGCGACUAGCAUUUAUGGAACUGGCAUGUUCCACCACGACGGCCCUUUUGAUGCUCUUAACCCCCACCGAAACCGGAAAGGCAGCCGGCGAGCUCCAAUGCAGGCCUUCCCCGAAGGUUCGCUGAACAACACGAUUGGCGGGGCGGGGCCGUUAAACGCGCGCCCGGAUCACGCGACCUUCCUGGGACAUCAGGAGGACGAGGCUUUCAAGGAUUGGUCUAUGGGGGGCAAGGACAGGAGCAGCAGCAAAGGCGAAGUGCCCGUGUUCGACCCGCUCAGCCGCGGCACCGUCCUGCAUGGCGACGAAUCGCUUGGUCUCGGCACGUCGACCUUCCUGGAAGGGACGCCCGCGGCGCGGACGGCGAUUCAGAAACGCGAGGAAGAGCGGGCCGCUGAGGCCAUGAACGAGGGCCUGCAGCGCAAGAAGUCGCUCGCGCACCGCAUCCGCAACAUAAACCGAGGCGGACGCGAUAUCCAAGCCUCGGGCAGGCUGACCAACCCCGAAACCGGCUACGGCGUCCGCAGAUCGCCCGCCCAGAACGGACCGGCGUCCGCCUCCUUGUCGGAGAGGAAUCCGUUCUUCAGCGAGUUCGGGUCGGGCAAGGGCGAGGACGACUUCACAGUGCGCAGGACGGACACGAACGGCAGCAAGGGCUCGCCAACGAGCCCCAAGGGAGGAGGCGGGCCGGUGCUUGAGCGCAGGUCGACGACGGACGCCACCACCACCACCGCCGCCGGGCCCGGCGAGGAAGCGCAGCCGAAGGUGAGCGGCAUCCUGGGUCGCAUGAAGAGUCUGAAGGGAAGACGUCAGCGCCCAGGUCCUGCCCCUCCCGCCGGCGGCGACGCGGACGCCGGCCCCGCCCCGGGAACGGCGGUUUAGAGAAGCCGCUAGACGCGCCGUCCGCGGCGGCGGUGCGGAGUCAACGGCAGUUGGGCGCUCAAUCCGAUCGUCUCCCAGUCGGGAUGACCCCUCACGUCGACUGGCCCGAUUUACCUACGGAAUACCUUCCUACCCUGCCCUACGUCCCUUGCGGAUAUUGCU
Molecule: messenger RNA, 2163 nt
Organism: Thermothielavioides terrestris NRRL 8126
Lineage: Eukaryota; Fungi; Ascomycota; Sordariomycetes; Sordariales; Chaetomiaceae
Exons: 6
Coding region: 412-2001 (529 amino acids)
Cellular component (GO): cytoplasm
Source: RefSeq, a predicted model, not a curated record